CAAAAUGCAGCCAGGGGCCAGUGGACGCUUAUCUAACCUUGAUCGAAAUGCAGUUGAGAAAAACCGAAGAUUGCAAACCAAAGAUCUCAAUUCCAAGCUUGCUUCUCUCAUCCCUAACCAACCCUCAAAGGAAAUAUUGCCUUUGCGUGAUAUGUUAGAGCAAGCCACCAACUAUGUAGUGGAGCUGAAACAAAAUGCGGAGGAGCUGAAGCGGAGGAAGGUGGAGCUGGAAGGCGAUAAUAAGGUUGGUUCUCAAGAUGAGAGGUUACCGGUUUUGACGAUACGAGACAUGGAUUCUAUUUUGGAGGUGAAUUUGAUUACUGGGUUGAACAACAACUUGAAGUUACAUGAAGUUUUGAGUGUUCUCAAGGAAGAAGGAGUUGAAGUUGAAAGUGCUAGUUACUCUUCUGUGGGAAACCAGACCUUCUACACAAUUCAUGGCAAGGUUUUAUAUUCAAGAAUUGGGAUAGAGACUUCAAGAGUGCAUGAAAGAUUGAAGAGACUUAUUCAUUGA
Molecule: messenger RNA, 514 nt
Organism: Camellia sinensis
Lineage: Eukaryota; Viridiplantae; Streptophyta; Magnoliopsida; Ericales; Theaceae
Product: transcription factor bHLH162-like
Biological process (GO): regulation of transcription by RNA polymerase II
Cellular component (GO): RNA polymerase II transcription regulator complex
Molecular function (GO): DNA-binding transcription factor activity, RNA polymerase II-specific; protein dimerization activity; RNA polymerase II transcription regulatory region sequence-specific DNA binding
Source: RefSeq, a predicted model, not a curated record